CCCACCCCCUCAAGGCCGCGGGGUUUGGUUGCACACAAGCUGCAGUUUCAGUUUGUUUUAUUCACCAUUUUGAGUAGCUGAAGGUAAAAAAAUUAAGAAUAUUUGCGUUUGGAGGACAAGUCGCUGCCGUACUUUUAUUUUCACGCGCUAGCUCGGACGGUGGAGUUGUGCGCCAACCUCGCUCCCCUCGGUGUUUUGCAGAGCGGGAAUCUAUAUUUCUUUUUUUUUCCCCCUGUGCUUUUUCUUCUCCCCCCUUUCUUACAUCCUUAACCUCUACAGUAUUCCUGCAAAAUGUCAAGACCAGUGCGGAACAGGAAAGUGGUGAACUACUCGCAAUUCAACGAGUCUGAUGAUGCAGAUGAGGAGUAUGGUGAGAAUAAGCCUAAGAAGGUGCGUGCACCCCCUCGUGAGCCCAAGCACAAGCGCUCAAAGAACUCGCAGGAUGACAGUGAGGAGUCUGAUGAGAAGCUCUCUAAACCCAAAAAUGAUUCAGCAGAGGACUUUGGCAGCGAUGAGGAAGACAAUGACUUUGGAGAGGAGGAGGAAGAUGGAGGAAGCGACUAUGAAGAAAAAAAAGGCAAAAAGGGAAAGAAAGCCAAGGUGGAGAAGCCAGCAGCCAAGAGGGGGCCAAAGAGAAAACGGCCUGCAGAUGACAGCGAUGAUGACAAGGAAGUGAGUCGAAAGCGUACAGUGCGGGAGGCGGCCUCCAAGGCUGUGUCCAAACAGAGGGAGAUCCUGCUGGGCGAUGGAGGCAGCGAGGAUGAGGAGCACGAAGACCAAGAGGAGCCCUAUAUGGACCCUGACGAGUCCGGUAGCGAUGAGGACUUCAUGGUGGAGGACGAUGAUGACAGCGACUACGGUCGCUCCAAGAAGAGAGGCAAAAAGGUGAUUCGGCGGGGCCGGCCGGACAAGAAGGAGAAGAAAAGCCCCAAGCCCCGACUAAAGGCCACAGUGACCCCCAGCCCAAUGAAAGGAAAGGGGAAGGGGCGCCCCAGCGCCAAGGCCCUGGAGAAGAGCUCACCCAAAGAGGAGGAGGAGGAGGAGGACCCCGAGAGUCCCCUGGAGGAGGAAGAGGAGGAGGCCGAGAAGAAAGCGAGCUCCCCUGCCCCCAAGACGACAAAGGAGGCCGCGGGAGGAGACGAGGAGGAGGAAGACGAAGAGGAGGAGGACGGCUCAGAAGAGGAGGCGCCCUCUGGGGAAGACUAGAAGAUGGUUCCCUCUGAAGCCCAUUCUCUCUCUCUCUCUGUCUCUCUUCUCUCUCUCUCUCUCUCUGUGUCUCUUCUCAAAGAUUUAGUUUUUUCUUUCGUUGCUCUGUGUUUUAGAGUAUUUUGUCUCUUCUCCUGGUGGCCUGGCUCAAUGGUUUGGACUUGGUGUGCUUUCUUUUCCUUGUUUUGCUCCCCCUUUCCCUUCCCCUCCUCCCCUCCCUCCCUCUCCAACCAAGACAUUGUGCUCAUGUGAUCAUAGGGUGUAUGUAAGGAGUCCCAACGUUCGGCCUUACCCACCCACCCUCCCAUCUCAGUCAUUUCUACCUUUCCAAGAGCUCCGUGCUAGUGGGCAUCCGUCCUAAAUGUGAACAAAUGAAAUUCACCUCUUCUUUGUUUUCUUUUUCUUUCUCUCUCUCUCUUUCUCUCUGGGAUUAUCUGUGAUCUGACAUGACUGGCCACACACUUCUUUUUUUUGUUUUUACCAUUGUACUUUCACCGAUAUCUGCGAGUACUGGGAGCGUUGCGUUCAGAGCCUCUCAGUAUCAGUUCCUAAAGCGCUGUAUUUACAAAGCGACGCCGAGUCAACACGCGCAGGGCCGAGGCCUUGACCCUCUAUCUGGUACGUUGUGGUUUUUAAACCGGGAGCGUGUGUUUUUAACAGGGCAGCUGGUAGUCAGCUGGUAGUUUUAGUUACAAAAAAAAACCUCCAAAACCGUUCAAAGUUCACCCUGCUUGUUUCAGACUCUAUUGGUGCCCUGUUAAAGGUGUGUUACCUUGCCUGGCAGAGUGGUGGGUCACCGCUGAGUGUUUGCUACGCGCCAGACUGCCAAUUUCACCCAUUUCAAGCCAGCGUGUGUGUGUGUGUGUGUGUGUUUUUAUGUACUUGUUUAAAUUUAUAUAUGCUUGUGACGUACUAACUGUAAGAGGGUCCGGCUUUUGUGUCUCUCUCAGCCCACCUGCUGCCCAUGUUCAACGGUUUCUGUUGUCUAUGUUCGGCUUUUUAUGAUGCACCAUGCUACGUGAAGCGACCCCUCCCCCCCCUGACUCCUCCCUCCCCCGCAUGGCUACAGCAUCUUCUCUACAUUCAACCCCUUGUGCCAGGCACCCCUAAAUCUGUUUGUUUUUAUUUUUAAGAAAUGCAAGAAGAGAUGUUUCCUUUUUUUUUUUUUUUUUUUUU
Molecule: messenger RNA, 2382 nt
Organism: Perca fluviatilis (European perch)
Lineage: Eukaryota; Metazoa; Chordata; Actinopteri; Perciformes; Percidae
Gene: nucks1a
Product: nuclear casein kinase and cyclin-dependent kinase substrate 1a
Exons: 8
Coding region: 292-1206 (304 amino acids)
Biological process (GO): interstrand cross-link repair; double-strand break repair via homologous recombination
Cellular component (GO): cytoplasm
Molecular function (GO): single-stranded DNA binding; double-stranded DNA binding
Source: RefSeq, a predicted model, not a curated record